Molecule: messenger RNA, 810 nt
Organism: Gryllus bimaculatus (two-spotted cricket)
Lineage: Eukaryota; Metazoa; Arthropoda; Insecta; Orthoptera; Gryllidae
Source: the annotation of a GenBank genome assembly
AUUGCAUCAAAGCAACACCUCACCAGCACUCCUGAGGAACAUGCAGACACACAAUGCGGGCUGGGUCGUUGGCGACCCUCAUGGUUACAGCGCCUUGCCAGCAAAAAGGCAUACUUGAUUCUGCACGGUUUGAUAGGUUUCCACCAGAUAGCAAUGGGAUCCUACAUGGUCGGCACUUUAAGCACUAUUGAGAGGCGCUUCAAAAUACCAAGCAAAACUACAGGUUUAAUUGCUGGCGUUUGGGAAUUAGGGGCAUUGACCUCAUUGCUCUUCGUGGGCUACUUGGGCAGGCAAGGGCACAAGCCGCACAUGGUGGCGGUGGCUACGAUUCUCAUGUCCAUUGCCUUGCUGGGGCGGCUGCUGCCCCACUGGGUGUACGGGCCAGGGCAGGACGCAUUGGAGCUCACCAAGGAAUACGGAGACGCCGCUCUGCUGCUAAGCAACUCUUCGGGUGGCGAAACCAGCGCCAGAGGGUCCUUGUGUGGGACCAUAGGAUCUCAGGAUGAAGACGACUGCUCCAACAGCGGGUCACUGGGGGCGCCCGCGAUUAUCCUCUUCACCACCAACCUCAUUCUCGGCGUUUGUUCCUCCGUGUAUUGGACGUUGGGCUUCGCCUACCUAGACGACAACACGCACAAAGACAAGGCUCCAUUGGUACUUGCGGCGACGUCGUGCAUCCGCCUGCUUGGCCCCACCUGCCGGCUUUCGCUGGCCUCGUACGGCCUGGCGCGGUACGUGCACUUGGAACGCUUACCCCCUCAUGCGACCAAAACGACCCUCGAUGGAAUCGGCGCCUGGUGGAUUUGGUGA